This is a messenger RNA of Anopheles merus, 809 nucleotides long. RefSeq lists its product as uncharacterized. The record is from RefSeq and is a predicted model, not a curated record. NCBI's taxonomy places the organism in Eukaryota, Metazoa, Arthropoda, Insecta, Diptera, Culicidae. The transcript is spliced from 4 exons. The coding region runs from base 42 to 809 and encodes 255 amino acids.
CUACUGGUUCUUGCAUCUGAUACAAUCUAUACUUCUUCGCUAUGAUUCUUUUUGUGCUGUUAGCGUCCAGCGCAUCGGUGCGAGCCUUCUGGUGGUCUAGCCCAUCGAAUGAUCCACCGGUGGCCAGCAAACAGGUGCAGUACGUCCGUGCUUUUACCUACCAACCGGUGGCGUUUCCAGCGCACUCUCUCCUGACACCGCCAGCGCCGUACAAAUUCAUCCAGGCCAGUCCGGCGGCCAUUAUACCGACGGCCAAACAGAUCAACCCGGUACAGCCCACCGGCCAGCAGCCCGUCCAGCCGGUACAGCAGCAGAGCAGCAGUAGUCCGUUCAGUAGCUUCUUCGGCAGUGCUUUCGGAGGGUUUGGCCAACCCGGUAGCAGUAACUCCGUCUUGGGAGUUGAUCGAUCGAACUCCAUCUCUUCAGUGCCAUCGUACCAACAGCAGCAGCAACAGCAGCAGCAGAUGCACCAGCAGCAACAACAUCAGCAACAAUUACAGCAAGCCCAACAGCAACAGCAGCAGCAUGAAAUGCCGAGCGGAAACCAAGGAGUUCCUCCGGCGGCCGCCUUCUACCAGGGCCAGCAGCACCCGAGCAAAUAUCCGUACUUCACGAUGGACCAGGUGCAGUACCUGUCCGGGCUGCCUUCCAACACACCGCAGACACCGCAGGUCCAGUUUGUGCCCUGCAUGUGCCCGAUCGCAGUCAACGUGCAGAGCAACCAUGCGGAGCUCGCCGACAAGCGGUUAGACGAAACGACCACGACCGACGCGGAAGUGGUCGUGCCGAGCGGUGAAAGUGAAAAGUGA